This is a messenger RNA of Leptidea sinapis, 2565 nucleotides long. RefSeq names its product stimulator of interferon genes protein-like. The transcript has 6 exons. Lineage: Eukaryota; Metazoa; Arthropoda; Insecta; Lepidoptera; Pieridae. Gene Ontology annotation, molecular function: 2',3'-cyclic GMP-AMP binding; cyclic-di-GMP binding. Bases 251 to 1234 code for a protein of 327 amino acids. Gene Ontology annotation, cellular component: endoplasmic reticulum membrane; autophagosome. The record is from RefSeq and is a predicted model, not a curated record. Gene Ontology annotation, biological process: positive regulation of type I interferon production; innate immune response; activation of innate immune response.
CUACUUAGAAAUACGUGAACCGUUGAACCAUCGACCAUUCGAUUGAAUUGAUCCGUUCAUUCAACGCCCAUCGCUAGUGUUUUCCAUUGAAGCCAAACAGUCUAGCAGUAACAUCAUCGCUAUGCCAUUUUUGUAUAGGCGGAUUUUUUGGAAUUGACUUGUUCCGUCUAUAAAAUUCUUGGUCGUUGAUAAGGUACAACAAUCUAGUUGUUCAUUGCACGUAUGUGUUGUACAGUAGCAGUACAGGAUUAUGCCGCAGGACAGGAUGGAUUGCUGUAAAAUUAUUUGUAGUGUUUUUACGGUGAUUUUUAUUAUAUUUUCAGGUUUGACGUUUGGGAAAAGUGAAAACAUGAACAAAUGGCUCAUUUCAACUGUUCGAUAUAUAUUGUACAUGCUGUAUAUAAAAAUGAUCCACGGAAUUUGUGUGUUGGGAUACAGGAUACUGCAUUCAAGUGGUUUUGAUCAUUACAAUUAUAUUUUAAGACGGAAAACGUAUGCAGGUCUAUUUGUCGCGUGUAUCGCCGUUCUCAAAUAUUUCGACGAGAAAUUUAUCGAGGAGGAGGUUGUUUGGUUAUUCAUUGGAUAUUUAGUUACCCUUUAUCUGGAAAUGAAAGAAAACUCAUCUGUAACAUACGGUGUCGGCAUGGCCUGUAGUUUCUUCGAGGGCUACUUGGCCCACAUAAUCCCCAGCGAUGGAGCUAACUUUGUGGGCUUCGAAGAAAACAUCAACAUAUACGAGGCAAGCCAAGGUGUGGUAUUUCCCGUGAAGAAGCUAUUUAUCAUCAUUACCAAGUCUCUGUACUGUCCACCUGACUUAAAGCAUUUCAAUAAGAAGAACCAACGUUUACCGUAUUUGGAAGCAUGUCGGUCACUAUUCGAGGUAGAGAAGGACGUGGCAGGUGUUAAGGGGCGGACAUACCGAAACUCUGCGUACAAAAUACACCGUCAGAACGAGCCGCCAGUGUACCUCGCUGCUGAGUGUGCGACACCCCUGCACACGCUCCACAAAGCGCUUGAGAGACGAACCCUGUCCGAAAUGCUGGGCAACGUAGAUGUGGAGCAAGUCGUGAGUGAGUUCUGCAGCACACUCCAGCAGAUCAUCGCCAGGAGCCCGGACUGCCGCGACAAGUGUCAGCUCGUCUACUUCAACGAUAUAAAUCCAAAUGAAAACCUUGCAGACAUACUUCUCGACGAAAUAAACCGCAUAGAAGCUCUUCAUAAUAAGACUGAUUAAUAGUUUAGAAAAAAAACUAAUUUAUUUAGCUUUAUGAGAAAAUAACAAUAUUUAUUUCUUAAUUGUUUGUUACCUUAUAGAAAUAUUAUUUUAUGCUCUUUAUAAUAUAUAAUCAGAGCUGCAGAAUCAAUUCAUUCAGACGAGAAUGUGAUUAAUGCUGUGGAACAUUUUAACAAAACGAUUCAAGUUUGCGUGUGAGAAAAGUCAAAGCUAGUUCUUUGAUGUAGUUUUACGAUAGUUACUAGUGUAACUAUCCUAAAACUACAUUAAUGCGGAUCAAAAAAACAUGGCACAACACAAAAUUUCGAGAACACAUUAAUAACUUACCUACCACUUUCAACAGUUAAUAAAAAAUUGAUAAAAUUAGUUGUUAAUUAAUUAUAUCAAUUAAAAAGACAUGUCGCAACAAAAAAACACUUAAAAUACCUCCACGGCACAAUAACGAAGCAAAGGUACAAUAAAUUUUAAAAGUUCCCAUAGUGUUCCCCAUUAUCUUCAUUAAGAAAAUGUAUACCUGUUCCCAAGAAUAAUAUCGAUACCCCCGACGCAUAACGUCUUAACUUGUUUUUUGAAUAAAAUUAGAAAACUUUUUAAUUUAUUAAAGACAUAAUAAUAUCAUUUACAAAAUAAGUUCAUUUUUUUCGAUUUUAUAGGAACGCUAAUAGUCUUUUUUUUUUUUUUUGAGAGGAGGAAAUACGGUUACGUAUUUACGCCCCGGAACGGGGCGUAAUAUGUCGGACUCGAGUGUCCGCGUAAGCGGACACCCCAUACCGACUAAAACCUCCUCUGUGCUGUUAGCAGCCCUGGCUUUCACAGCGAAGUAGGACGUGGGCCGUGGAGGCCGCAAAGACUACGCAACAACAGUCGCGGGGCGUCUCCUAAGGAGACUCGAACCUCAGACCGGCUGUGUGCUUGUGGGAAGGAACGCUAAUAGUCGUAACAUGGAAACAGUUCCGCGCAAAGGAAAUUAUCACUAGUUACAAUGUUAUGCGCUGUGUGUUUGGACCGCGUGCCAACAAAUCACAGGUCGUAAACGACAUCAUACGACAAUUUGCUUACGAGAAACACGUGCUAAGUGAGGCUACUUCUUAAUAUUUUUUUGUUUUUUGUUUUGCCUAUAUUUUUGUUUAUAUAAAGAGAUCGAGUAAAAGUAUGUACCUGGCAUUAAAGAGCAAUGUCAAUUUAAGAAUAAAUGAUAAUUUAAUCACCCUGGAGGACUUACAAAUAGGUUAGUUUUCUAAAUUUUAUUUUACGAAGUCCAUGCUAUUGCUAUGUUUGUGUCAAGAGAUCACUUUUGUUAUUAAAUAAACUUCAGAUUUUAACUAUUUUGA